Messenger RNA from Penicillium daleae, 1641 nucleotides. Its product is annotated as sugar porter family MFS transporter. The transcript is spliced from 3 exons. Gene Ontology annotation, biological process: transmembrane transport; carbohydrate transport. The record is from RefSeq and is a predicted model, not a curated record. Gene Ontology annotation, molecular function: carbohydrate:proton symporter activity. Gene Ontology annotation, cellular component: membrane. NCBI's taxonomy places the organism in Eukaryota, Fungi, Ascomycota, Eurotiomycetes, Eurotiales, Aspergillaceae. The coding region runs from base 1 to 1641 and encodes 546 amino acids.
AUGGCGACCGACAAACUUGACGACCCUCUCGCUACCAAGCCACAGCAUACGGGUAAGGCAGAGGCAGAACACGACGAGACAAUCUAUGCGGAGCCAAGCUUUCUUCAAUCCAUUUCUUAUGGCCCUGGUGGCAUCUCUGGUCUCGUUAGCUCUCCAUAUGUCUCUGGUGCGGCUGUCCUCGCAUCGCUGGGCGGGUUCUCAAUGGGAUACGAUAUGGGCGUGAUUUCAAUCAUCAAUGUGAUGGAUCAGUUUCAUACGAAGUAUCCAUUUGCAGAAACUGCUUUUGGGAAAGAGUUUAUGACUGCGAUGCUGUUGCUGGGUGCAUUCGUGGGUUGCAUCUUCAUGCCUUACGCUGCAGAUCGAUACUCUCGGAAGUUGGCAUUGACCGCAGUAGUGGUGAUCUUUGACAUUGGCGCAAUUAUUCAGACUGCGGCGCCAAACUAUGGAGCUUUGGUGGCCGGUAGGUUUAUCGGAGGGAUAGGCGUUGGAACAUUGGCAAUGGGCGCACCUCUUUACAUUUCAGAAAUUUCGCCUCCCAAUAUCCGUGGAACACUACUCGUUCUUGAAUCAAUCUCUAUUACAUCUGGUGUGGUGAUAGCAUUCUGGAUCAGCUAUGGAUGCCGAAGCAUUGCAGGAGAAGCUGCGUUCCGGCUGCCAUUCGGGCUCCAGAUGGUCACUGCGACUCUUCUGGGCGCAGGAAUUCACUUCUUCCCCUAUUCCCCUCGCUGGCUUGCUCUUGUGAAUCGCUCAGAUGACUGCCUUAAAAGUCUAGCGAGACUCCGAGGAUUACCCAGUCACGACGAGAGAGUGCAAGCAGAGUUCCACGGUAUCAUGGCCGAAGUUAACUUCCAGAGACUCGCCCAACAGAAGCGACACCCGGGCAUGGGUGGGAUCAAGCUUGAGCUUGCGCUGUGGGCGGAUCUUUUCAAGCGCAGAUCUUGGAGACGCACAGCAGUUGGCGUUGGUGUCGCUUUUUUCCAACAAUUCUCAGGGAUCAACGCCUUCAUAUACUACGCGCCAACCUUGUUUACUUCAUUGGGACAAACAAAUGAAAUGUCGUUGAUCAUGUCGGGCGUAUUCAACAUUCUCCAAAUGGUCGCUGCGGUUGUAUGCUUCCUGAUCAUCGAAAAGGUCGGUCGUCGUCCAUUGGCGAUAUUCGGUGGAUUUGGAACGGCCGUGACAUACGCCAUCAUCGCAAUCCUAUCCGGUUUGUAUCAAAAGAGCUGGGAAUCCCACCAGGGCGCGGGCUGGGCCUGCGUAGCAAUGGCUUUCCUAUUCAUUCUUACCUACGGUGUCUCGUAUUCACCACUCGGAUGGGCCCUUCCGUCUGAGGUCUUCUCUACUGCCUCUCGAUCGAAGGGUGUUGCGCUCUCAACUUGCGUGAUUUGGCUUUGCGACUUCAUCAUCGGUAUCUCUGUUCCGAGUAUGAUGGAAAACAUCACCUAUGGCACAUACAUAUUUUUUGCUGCGAUGUGUUUCCUGGCAGGUGUCUGGGCAUACUUGUUGGUUCCAGAAACCGGUGGCAAAACUUUGGAGGAGCUUGACGAAGUGUUCGGUGACACCAGUGGACAGGAGGAGAGGAAUCUCGUUGCGGAGGCCAUGCAAGCCACGAGACGUGCUGCUGCUGAGACAACCGUUUAG